This is a messenger RNA of Haliotis rubra (blacklip abalone), 2981 nucleotides long. Its product is annotated as protein mono-ADP-ribosyltransferase PARP14-like. Gene Ontology annotation, biological process: negative regulation of gene expression. Bases 105 to 2228 code for a protein of 707 amino acids. Lineage: Eukaryota; Metazoa; Mollusca; Gastropoda; Lepetellida; Haliotidae. Gene Ontology annotation, molecular function: transcription corepressor activity; NAD+ poly-ADP-ribosyltransferase activity. Gene Ontology annotation, cellular component: nucleus; cytoplasm. The transcript has 15 exons. The record is from RefSeq and is a predicted model, not a curated record.
CUCCCUUCAUGUAAUUGGAUCUGUAGUGUGUAAAGAUUUGAAUACAUAUUGGAGUUGCUGGAUAUCAUCUACUGUCUAAAAUCACUGGAUGACAUCCCACAAGAAUGGCUAGUUCCUAUGAAGAAACAUACCGUCUGGAAAAGCCGCAGAUCCGGAUGUUCCUUGAGUCUGACAAGGGGAAAUGUGUGGUGAAGUCUCUGCAGGAUCAGGAAGGAUGCAUCAUAGAAGUGAAACUGUCAGAACCUGAUAUUUCAACACCACUCAACUUGUCCUUUCUCAAGCAACAGAUACCAGAGGUCGCAGAUGACGUCAUCGUUAGUUCCAUUGGACCAAAUGUAGAUAUGCUGACUGGACUACUUUCCAGAUGUAUUUUUAAGGCUGCAGGGAAAGAGAUAGGAGAAGAGUGUAGGAAUAAAUGCCCAGCAGGAUUAGGUGUUGCUGAGAUAGUUGAGACAUCUGGCGGAAGGCUGAAGUGUAAAGCAAUAUAUCACUGUUGCCUGCCCCGUUGGAAGAGCAAGAUGUUUAGAUCAGACGAGGUGUUACGACAAGUAGUCACUGAGUGCAUCAGCAAAGCUUCGAAUCAGGGAUACAAAUCCAUUGCCUUUCCUGCUCUCGGAUCUGGCAAUCUUGGCUAUCCAAAGUACGUUACAGCAGCGGCCAUUAUUGACACUGUGCGGGAGUUGGACAAUGUUCCUCUUUCCCUUGUGGACGUGCACGUCGUCGGUCUUCCAGAAGACCUUGACUUUAAAGAGGCUUACACACGACACCUACACAAAGUCGAGGCUUCUGAAGAUAAUAGCUCAGAAAUCAUUACGAUUGGCGAAAUGAGCCUCGACCUUCUCGAAGGAGAGAUAACUGACUAUUGUUCAGAUGUCAUCGUUCACCCCACAACAAAACAACUGUCAUUUGAUUCAGGUGACGUUUCAUCAAGUUUGAGACUAAAAUGUGGCACCAGUUUUGUUGAAGAAUGUCAGCAUGAAGAAAGUGCCAUGAAGGAGAAUGGCGUUGUCCUCACCGGGGCUCCAGGCUUACAGUGCGAAAAGAUCCUACACACUGCACCUAAACAUUUUGGAAGUUGGAAGAAAACUGUAAAGGAAUGCGUCAAAUACGUGGAUGCGAUGGUUGAAUACACGACCAUUGCUUUCCCUGCUGUACCACCUGAUAUGCAGCGGCGUUCCCUUGAAGAAGGACUCAAGAAGGCAGCCUGGGAAAUGGUGGGAGCAGUUAUGACCUUAAAAACAACUGCUGUGGAAAGGAUCCGAGUCUUCUGCCCCGACCAGUCCAAGUUAGCCACGUACAAGGACGCAGUGUUCAGGGCUAUACCAGACCUCUCCACCGAGGCAGGAAGGCUGAAGUCUCGUAUGAGGGCACUUAUAAGGAACACCUCAAAAACAGAGAUGCCAGCGGAUGGUAUGCUUGAAACACCUGGCUGUAGUGUAAUGACAAAGACGGAAGAUCUUGUGGCGUUCGCGGAGAAAGAGAGCGUAGUGGUCAACAUAGUACACGGUAGUGGAGAGGUACAUCUGAAGGGACCAUGCCACCGCCUCACCAAAGUGUGUCAUCAUUUGGAUGAGACGCUACAAACAGUUGCUGACUUUGGUUUUGUGGCUUAUCCCAUUUGCUGGGAAAGCGUCGAGUCUGACCAGAGGGUUUUCAACGUUGCUGAAGGAAGCAUAGAAUACAUGAGGGUGAAGAACAGUUUCAUGACGGCAUUGGGUGGAAAGGGAAAACGUGUCACCAUCUCUAAGAUUGAGAGGAUUCAGAUUCCGCACCUGUACAGACAGUACCAGAUCGAGAUGCAGACUGUCCAGAAGGAGCAUCCCUCCAAAGACAAUGAACGCAUCAUGUGGCAUGGAACUGACGUAGAAGCUGUUCCCAACAUCAACAAAUAUGGAUUUAAUAGGUCUUACAGCGGAAAGAACGCUACCCUGUUCGGACAAGGUGUGUACUUCGCCGUGGUUGCAAGCAUCUCUUCUAUGGACAAGUACUCUCCACAAGACACCUCUGGAAACAAAUAUGUCUACAGGGCUCGGGUCCUGACUGGCAGAUACACCAAGGGGGAUGCUACUAUGAGGGAUGCUCCCCGCGUUUACCGUACUGGCUCUGUCAGGUAUACCUCAACCACAAAUGACACUUCACGACCAUCGCUGUUCUGCAUCUAUCGGGACACACAUUCCUACCCAGAGUACCUGAUCUCUUUCCAGCUGUCAAUGCCUCAAACAUCAUAGAUCAGAACUCGGGACAGCGUCAGAAGGGAAUGUUUCCUGGGACACCUGUCAAUCAUAGACUUGAGGACCUGCUUGUGUCACUUUAAAAUAUAUUUUACGUUAAUAUCACCUACUUAUACAUGAUCAUAACUGCUGAACAAUAUUGAACAACGCUUGUGUGAACAGGGGGUUUAUGGGUUAUUGUGUUGGACAUUCAGCCAUUUCAAACAUUGUUUGCAAUUGUCUAUUACAACGCAUUACGUAUUUUAGGCAUUACCACUGUGUUGUUAGUUGUUAAGUUGCAUUUUAACGAAAGCCUUAUAUCGACAACAUGAUAGAAGGGAAACUUGUGAUCCGAUAUUGCAUUAGAACGAAUAUUUUGGUUUUUUCUAAAUGUCAUUGUCUGACACUACGGUUUUGGUAGAUGUAUUUUUGACAUUCGCUUUAUGCUAUUAGUUGUCUAGUUCCAUUUCUAUAAUUUUAUAAAAGGUGAUGGUAUUUGUCAAAUCGAGGACAGGACGACAUUGAAGCAGUCUAUAUGCGCGGAAUACUGCCUGGCCUGCACUUUGCGUACGGCAGCUGACCUCUGCCAAUAUUAUCAUUUUCUAAUCUAAAUGUGCCACAAUACCCCUUCUUAUCUUUGUCAUGAAUAUAUAUAUUGUUUAGUUACUUGGUGCUUUCUGUCCUGUCCUGUUUGCAACUAUGAUCGGUGUCAUAAGAGUAACAGAAUACAAAGUAAAUGUGUUUUGGUGAACAAUAGUUUGCAACACGCCA